AUGGGAAUUUUAUCUAACUCAGCAUUGAGUGAGCGUGUUGCGCCACCAUUCAGUGAAUUUCGAACCCCCUUUAUUAAUACAGGAAGGUUAAAUGAUGCAGAUGAGGAAGAUGAAGUUUUCGGAAUUAAGCAAUUUGUUGAGGAGUUAGAUACACAUGGGCAACAGUCUUUUGCUCAAAGAGGAGUUGCCGAUCUUUACGACGAUUAUUAUGACCCAUAUCCCUCAUGGAGUUCCAAUAAAGAGAUCCCAAUAACACGUGACAGAAUCCAAUUCAUUUUCGUUAAGCUCUCGAAGCUAUUUGGCUUCCAAUACGACAACGCACGCAACAUGUACGACUACUUUAUGAGACUUCUUGAUUCAAGAGCAUCCAGAAUGGGACCAAGCCAGGCUUUAAAGACUCUACAUGCAGAUUACAUAGGUGGUGAGAAUUCCAAUUACAAGAAAUGGUAUUUUGGGGCCCAGAUGGAUAUUGCCGACUAUAUCAGUGCAGCAGGACAGGAGAAGGAGAAACUAUCAUUCAAAAAAGUAGAAAAGGAGUUCCCACUUCCAAAAUCUCAAAAUAACUGGGCAGAAAGUAUGAAGCAACUUUCAACCGAAGAUAGAGUUGUUCAACUGGCCAUUUACCUUAUGAUUUGGGGUGAAGCCAACGUGGUCAGAUUUAUGCCCGAAUGCGUGUGCUUUCUUUUUAAAUGCUGCAUCGACAUUUUUUACUCUCUGGAUUUUUCGUCCAAUGUCAGUCCUUUAGCUACAAGCUUCUUGGACCAUGCUAUAACCCCAAUUUAUACGUUUUACCGUGAUGAACUAUACGAGAAGAAAGGAGACUCAUAUGUUCUCAGAGACAGAGAUCAUGCUAAAAUCAUUGGCUAUGAUGACAUCAACCAGACUUUUUGGUUCAAAGACUGCUUGGAAAAAAUCCAAUUGAAAUCUAAGCAAAGGCUAUUCGAAAUUCCAGCCCAGGCUAGAUUCCUUUAUUUAGAUCAGAUUGAGUGGAAGAAGUCGAUCCGUAAAACCUAUUACGAAUACAGAUCCUGGUAUCAUGCCAUAAUCGAUUUCAAUCGAAUUUGGAAUAUUCACAUCGGGAUGUUCUGGUACUACACAUGUUUCAAUUGCAAACCAUUAUAUACACCGGAUUAUGAUGUGAGCGUCAACAACCAGCCUAACCUUUCUGUCACAUUCUCACUUCUUUCUUUGGCAGGCUCAAUCGUUUCAUUUGUUAACUUGAUUUCUUUGGCAUAUGAACUUGUUAUAGUUCCAAGAAGAUGGCCGGGAGCAAUUCCUAUGUUUUCAAGAAUUUCAUUUACCCUACUUCUAUUCAUUAUCAAUACGGCUCCUACCAUCUACAUUCUUGUGUUCUUUGGAAUUUCAAAGUCGAGCAGAUCAACACUCACAAUCUCCAUGAUUCAAUUCAUUAUUUCCAUCUUCACCGUUUGCUAUUGCUCUAUUGUGCCACUUUCAAUGCUCACAUUUAAUCCAUUCAAAUCCCAAAGAAGAAAGUUCCUUCCAAACAUUUACUUCACGAACUCUAUCUGCCAACUUCAAGGUAAGAGGAUUCUUGCAUCAUACGGUCUCUGGAUAGGAGUCUUUGCCUCAAAGUUUUUAGAGUCCUAUUUCUUUUUAACUUUGAGUUUGAAAGAUCCGAUCAGGGAGCUCAGCUUAAUUAAGAUUGACCACUGCAUCGGAGAGCAAUACUUUGGUUCGUUUCUCUGCAGUAGACAGCCAAUAAUCUUAAUGGUGCUGCUUUUUGCCACGAGUAUGACACUUUUUUUCCUUGAUACAUAUCUCUGGUUCAUCAUCUGGAACACAGCAUUCUCGAUUUGCAGAGCUUUUUAUUGCGGUGUUUCAAUAUGGACUCCAUGGAAAAACAUGUUUGUACUCUUGCCUAAACGGAUUGGAUCAAAGAUCAUCAGCCCUUCUGUUAUGGUCGAUGCUUCAACAGUGACAAAGAACGCAAUUAUAUCCAAGAUUUGGAAUUCAAUCAUUAUCUCUCUUUACCGGGAGCAUUUAAUCUCCAUCGAUCACCUUGAACAUCUUAUCUAUCAAUUUGCAACAAAUGAAAAAGGAGAAAAAAUCAUAACCGAGCCACUUUACUUCAUCGAAACAGAAGAUAAUGACAAUCUUGGCUUUGGAGGAGAUAUCACUAUAAGUCCGGAUUGUGAGGCCAGCCGCCGACUUUCGUUUUUUGCCCAUUCAAUGUCCACCCCAAUGCCAAAAGCGCCAUCUGUCAAUGAAAUGCCAUCCUUCUCAGUUCUCAUUCCUCACUAUGCGGAAAAGAUCACGCUCUCCUUGCAUGAAAUUGUGAGAAAGGAGAGUGAGCAUAGCAAUCUUACCCUACUAGAAUACUUGAAGCAAUUGUAUCCAGACGAGUGGCAUAAUUUUGUGAGAGAUACAAAGCUAUUGGCUGCAGAGAAAAAGGAAAGAAGAGAAAAGAAGAUUCACGAACAGUCAGACAUGGAUUCUGGUGAUCUGCCUUAUUAUGCAGUUGGAUUUAAGACAGCAACUCCAGAGUAUAUUCUUCGAACCAGGAUUUGGGCUUCUCUUCGCAGUCAGACUCUAUUUAGGACUAUAUCAGGAUUCAUGAAUUAUUCAAGAGCCCUUAAACUCUUGUACACAACCGAAAGUGGCGAUCCAAGCGAGUGCUCAAACCAAAAGAAGUCAGAGGAGGCAAACGUUUUGGCCGAGCGCAAAUUUAGAAUAGUCACUUCUCUUCAAAAAAUGUGUGACUUCGAUGAGGAACAAGAAGAAGCAAAGGAACUUCUUUUGAGAACAUAUCCAGAGCUCCAAAUCAGUUAUCUAGAGAUUGUUAUAGAUCCAGAGACAAAGGAAAAAACGUAUUAUUCGGCUCUUAUUGACGGAUUUUCGGACGUUCUUGCAAACGGAAAGAGAAAGCCAAAGUAUCGGAUUCGCUUAUCAGGCAACCCUAUCUUGGGUGAUGGCAAAUCAGAUAAUCAGAAUCACACCAUUAUCUUUUGCAGGGGUGAAUAUUGCCAGUUAAUUGACGCAAACCAAGACAACUAUCUUGAAGAAUGCCUAAAGAUCAGAAAUUUACUUAUGGAGUUUGAAGAAGUCAAGGUUCCUGCCGAUGUUUAUGGUCCUGUUCCAACACCUGUUGCCAUAGUUGGAACUAGAGAAUACAUCUUUUCCGAAAAUGUUGGUGUUCUUGGUGACGUUGCAGCGGGAAAAGAGCAGACUUUUGGUACACUUUCAGCAAGAACUAUGGCAUUUGUGGGAGGAAAGUUGCAUUAUGGACAUCCAGAUCUUUUGAAUACAGUCUUCAUGACGACACGGGGAGGAUACUCAAAAUCUCAGAAAGGACUCCACUUGAAUGAAGACAUAUAUGCUGGAAUUAACGCCCUUCUUAGAUCAGGUCAAAUCAAACAUUGCGAAUACCUACAAUGCGGGAAAGGGAGAGACUUGGGAUUUAGUUCAAUUCUCAACUUUACCACUAAGAUUGGCUCAGGUAUGAGUGAGCAAAUGCUUUCGAGGGAAUAUUUCUAUCUUGGGACCCAAAUGAAACUAGAUAGAUUCCUAUCUUUCUACUAUGCACAUCCUGGAUUCCACAUGAACAACGUCUUUAUUAUGCUAUCGUUGAAACUAUUUAUGCUAUUCUGCAUCAAUCUUGCAACAUUGACUGAGAGCACUGUAAUCUGCAGUUAUAACAAGGAUGUUCCUUUCACAGACAAACGCAAACCACCUGGCUGCCACAACUUGAUUCCAGUUAUUGAUUGGGUCCAAAGAUGUGUCCUUUCAAUUUUCAUUGUCUUCGGAAUCUCAUUUCUCCCACUUUGCAUCCAGGAACUCAUGGAACGUGGUGUGUGGAAAUGCUGCUCCAGAAUUGGACGUCACUUCAUCUCAUUAUCUCCAAUGUUCGAGGUGUUUGUCUGCAGAGUAUAUUCCAAGUCUCUUGUAAAUGAUUUCUCUCUUGGUGGUGCAAAGUAUAUUGCAACCGGUAGAGGGUUUUCUACAAUAAGAAUGCCUUUCUAUAAGCUUUACGCAAGAUUUUCUCACGAGAGCUUCUAUCUUGCAGCCAGCUUAACUUUGAUGCUUUUAUACACUUCCAUCGUGAUGUGGAAGCUCAGUCUCCUCUAUUUCUGGUGUACUGUUUUGUCCUUGCUUCUGUCACCAUUCUGGUUCAACCCAGAGCAAUUCAGCUUCAGCGAGUUUUUUAUCGAUUAUCGCCGAUUCUUACAAUGGCUUACUGGUGGAAAUAUUUUAUUCAGUUCUGAAUCCUGGAUAACACAUAUCAGGGACCUGAGAAUGCAAAGCACUGGUUCCAAGAAUAGAAGACAUAAGAAAAUGCAAAACGAGCAGAAUUUCAAUCAAAACAAAAAGCCGUCUUUCUUGGGACUAAUUUUCACUCAAUUGGUUCCAACAUUGCUUGUGACGUUGUUCAUAUGCGCUGCCUUCAUAUUUUCUAAUGCUCAGAAUGGAACUAUAUCUGCAUCACCAGCAAAUUCGAUACUCAGAUUGGUAGUCAUAUCAUUUGGUCCAAUUAUUCUCAACAUGGGUAUUCUUCUUCUCUUUUUUAUAGUGUCUUUGAUCACAGGGCCGGUUCUUUCCUGCUGCACUACAAAAGUUGCAGCUCUCAUGGCGAAUAUCACACACUUCGUAUCUGUGGCAAAUUACCUCCUCUUCCUUGAUUUCUUGUUUCUCUGUCAGAAUUGGGACAUCUCAAGGACACUUUUGGGAAUAUGCGCAUGCUGUUCGAUCGAGACCCUAACUUUCAAGGCGUUGAUAAUAAUUUUAAACAGAGAAUUCAAAGCAGAUAGUGCAAAUAAAUCAUGGUGGACUGGCACAUGGUUCAACUCAGGAUUGGGUUGGCAUAUCCUCACUCAGCCAUUGAGAGAAUUUGGCUGUAAAACUAUUGAACUGUCACUGUUUGCAUGCGAUUUCUUGGUCUCACACAUUCUCCUUCUAAUCCAGUUCCCAUUGCUUUUCAUUCCUUACAUGAACAAGUUGCAUUCAUUCCUAUUGCUCUGGCUCAAACACGAAGGGAUUAUUGGCAAGCCAGUUUAUUCAAGAAACAAGCGCAGGAUAAGAGAAAGAACAACAAUCUCGUACUUUGUUGUCUUUGCUCUGAUCAACAUGAUUAUCAUAGGUGUGGUGAUAGUGCCAUACAUUGCUGUUAAAGCCUUUAAUGUGGACUUUGAUUCGUUAGUUCCAGAAUUCGCCGUUUCACUUCUCCAACCACUUGAAGAUGAUGGAGAAAACCAAGGCUUGAAAAAUUAUAUUUCAUUCACAAAAGAUAUCUAG
Brettanomyces bruxellensis is the source of this 5250-nucleotide messenger RNA. RefSeq lists its product as uncharacterized. Gene Ontology annotation, cellular component: 1,3-beta-D-glucan synthase complex; plasma membrane. Gene Ontology annotation, molecular function: 1,3-beta-D-glucan synthase activity. Lineage: Eukaryota; Fungi; Ascomycota; Pichiomycetes; Pichiales; Pichiaceae. Bases 1 to 5250 code for a protein of 1749 amino acids. The transcript has a single exon. The record is from RefSeq and is a predicted model, not a curated record. Gene Ontology annotation, biological process: fungal-type cell wall polysaccharide biosynthetic process; (1->3)-beta-D-glucan biosynthetic process.